This is a messenger RNA of Anopheles stephensi (Asian malaria mosquito), 1200 nucleotides long. RefSeq lists its product as uncharacterized. Bases 1 to 1200 code for a protein of 399 amino acids. The record is from RefSeq and is a predicted model, not a curated record. The transcript has a single exon. Lineage: Eukaryota; Metazoa; Arthropoda; Insecta; Diptera; Culicidae.
AUGCUUAUGACAGCCCUGGUAAACUUGAGGAACUUUCCCCACAAUUGUACGAUACCCUGCCGUGUGCUGCUGGAUUCCGGUUCACAAGUCAGUUUCGUCUCAAAGACACUCGCCGCCCGCCUGUCACUGCAAAGAAUUGCAACGCUUGUGCCCAUCACCGGAGUGGGUGCUGUCAGAAUCUGCGCCCGCGAGAAGAUCAACGUUGCAGUGGAAUCCAGAUGUUCCAGUUUCUCAACUACCGUUGAGUGUCUGGUGAUUCCCAAGGUGACAGGAGUCAUCCCGACGACCCAGUUGGACGUUUCGAAUUGGCCAAUACCCCCUGAUGUGUUCUUAGCUGACCCUGAUUUCCAUACGCCUGGCCAAAACGACAUGUUGCUAGGCGUGUCCCACUUCUUGCGUCUGCUUAAAUCGGCAAGGAUGCAGCUACGAGAUGACCUACCCGAACUUCAGGAGACGCACCUGGGAUGGGUCGUUGCAGGAGACGUCGAGGAGCAGAAAAACGACCAGCAAUGCUGCAUCGCAACCACCGCAUCACUUCCCGAGACCAUGAAGAGGUUUUGGGAAGUGGAAGAGCUCGAGGAUGCCGACGAACCCACGGAGCAUGAAGUAUGCGAAAGGAAUUUCCUUGCCACCCACCGCAGAGAUGAAGACGGAAGUUAUGUUGUUUCCCUGCCCUUCCGUGAGUUUCCACCUCAGCUGAAGGACAACCGAGAGCUGGCCCUGCGUCGCUUCCUGUCACUUGAGCGACGUAUGGAGAAAGAUCAUUCUUUGAAGCUUCAAUAUGCAAAGUUCAUCGAUGACUACGAAGCCCUUGGCCACUGUCAUGAAAUUAAGGAAGAAUUCGACGCACCGAACCAGGCACGCUACUUCAUGCCCCACCAUGCAGUUCUACGGCCAUCUAGUUCCAGCACAAAGCUCCGAGUAGUCUUCGAUGCAUCAGCAAAGGCUUCUAUGGCCGAUGCAGCACUCAACCAAGCGCUCAUGGUAGGAGCAACGGUCCAAAACGCCAUCUUCGUCAUCCUCGUGCGGUUCAGGAAGCACUUCAUCGUGUUCACGGCCGAUAUAUCGAAGAUGUAUCGGCAGAUCAAGGUGAUACCAGCUCACUCGUGCUUUCAGCGCAUCUUUUGGCGUUCCGAUCCAACACUCCCUCUGCGCGUCUUGGAAUUGACCACGGUUACCACGGAGUCCACAGCGGGAUGA